Olea europaea var. sylvestris is the source of this 3685-nucleotide messenger RNA. Its product is annotated as protein FRA10AC1-like. Gene Ontology annotation, biological process: dephosphorylation. The transcript is spliced from 2 exons. Lineage: Eukaryota; Viridiplantae; Streptophyta; Magnoliopsida; Lamiales; Oleaceae. The record is from RefSeq and is a predicted model, not a curated record. Bases 766 to 3243 code for a protein of 825 amino acids. Gene Ontology annotation, molecular function: protein dimerization activity; phosphatase activity.
AGCGCUGGAUAAUCCUUUUCAAGAAAAAUAGUCCCAAGGAAUUUUAGAAAUGGGCAAGACAUUAAGGAUAUGGAUGUACGGAUAAUGAAAAACAUUUCUUGCAAGGUGAGAAGACGAUAAUCUUGUGGAGUUCAAAGGCUUGAGCUUCAGUGGUUGAGUUAUUUGGAUGCAAUAGAAGUGAUUUGAUGGGUGCACAUUUAUGUUAUGGGACUAGUUUUUAUGAGAGAUUCAGGCAGUAACUGCCAAUUAAGUCUCCAUUUGUGGAUUGGGACCCAGUGGUGAGAAGGAAUCAAUGCUAUCAGGAUCUGGAGAAAUAGAACUGAAGACAAUGAAAUCAUCUGGAGAAGAUUUAGGCUGUGCUCAGAUGAAGAUGAAGAAAGGGUAGAAUGUGAUGCAUAGAUGGGCAAUGUAAAAUCUUAUGUUUCUGUAAAGUAUCCACUGCGCAUGUAUAGGAACACAUCUCCAGUAUCAGGGGCGGACCUACUAAGGAAUUGCCCCCACUGGACCCUAAAUUUUUUGACAUUAAAAAAAAGGCCCAUACAAUAGAUUAAUAGAAGCCCAUGAUUUUUAACCCAAGCCCAACAAUCUAUAAGUUUUUAACAUUGAAAUAUGGUCCAUAAUUUCCCAAACCCUAUGGACCAGUAAGAGGCAACAAGAGUGGGCGACUGUGAGACGGAGGACGGACGGUGCGAAUUGCGGUGCGAAUUGCGAUGCGAAUAGAUUGAAAUUUGAACAUUGAAGAAACAAAUUUUUGGAUAGGAAGAUAUGUUGAGAUAUUUUAAAAGGGUAUCUCAAAUAUCUACUGAAGAAAAUGUUGAGGCAAAGAAACAACGCAUUGAGGAAAUUUCUAUCGAAGAAAAUGUCGAGGCAAAGGAAGCCAGUGGUAAGGAUGCUACUGUUGGAGAAAAUGAUAAAGCAAAGGAAGCAAGUAUUGAUGACACUAAUUUUCAAGAAAAUGAUGAGGUAAAGAAAGCAAGUAUUGAGCAUAUUGAUGUUGCACAACUUCCCACGAAUCCCGGAUUAAGAACUCCAAUAUUGGAUUAUAAUGUUAAUCUUCGAGAUCAAAUAAGAAGAGCAUACUUGCAGAGAGGUCCGUGUCACCCUCGGAGUCAUGUGUUUCCACGUAAAAAAUCAAGGCGAUUCAUUCCUGCUUGGUUCAAUGAAUAUCCUGAUUGGUUAGAAUAUAGUAUAAGUAAAAAUGCUGCAUUUUGCUUAUACUGUUAUCUUUUCGGACCAAACAAUGGGGAACAAGGAGGUGGUGAUGCUUUUGUAAAAGAAGGGUUCCAUAAUUUUAAAAAGAAGGAUAGACUUGGAGUUCAUGUUGGAGAUGUCCAUAGUGCACACAAUCAAGCCCGAAGAAACUGUGAAGCCUUGAUGAAUCAAGAGCAACAUAUUGAGACAGUUUUAUUCAAGCAGUCAAAAAGAGCACGGAGUGCAUAUCGAAUUCGUUUGAAUGCAUCAAUUGAUUGUAUACGACUUCUUUUACGUCAAGGACUAGCUUUUCGUGGUCAUGAUGAGUGUGAAGAGUCAAAUAAUCAAGGUAACUUUCUUGAACAGUUGAAGUUUCUAGCUGAUCAUAAUGAAAAGAUUAAAGCUGUCACUUUGAAAAAUGCUCCAAAAAAUCACAAACUAACAUCACCAAAAAUUCAGAAGGAUAUUGUAAGUGCUGGAGCUAUUGAAACGAUUGAUGUUAUCAUCAAAGAUAUUGAUGAUACAUUAUUUUCAAUUUUAGUUGAUGAAUCUCAAGAUAUCUCAGUGAAGGAGCAAAUGUCUAUUGUUUUACGUUAUGUUGAUAAGACAGGACAUGUGGUUGAACGUUUUAUUGGAAUUGAACAUGUUUCCAGUACUACAGCUCUAUCGCUUAAAGCGGCUAUAGAUAAAUUAUUUUCAAGAUAUGGGUUGAGUAUAUCCAGAUUGCGAGGUCAAGGUUAUGAUGGGGCGAGUAAUAUGCAAGGUGAGUUCAAAGGUCUUAAAACACUUAUUUUGAAAGAGAAUCCAAGCGCCUUUUAUGUUCAUUGUUUUGCUCAUCAACUUCAAUUAGUUCUUGUAGUUAUGGCAAAGAAGCAUAAGAAAAUCCAAAAACUCUUUAAUUUGGUUUCUAGCAUGGUGAAUAUUGUUGGAGCUUCUUCUAAACGUUGUGAUAUUCUCCGAGAGAAACAAGAAGCCAUAAUUUCUGAAGCACUCAUUAAUGGUGAGAUUUCAAGUGGGCGAGGUCUUAAUCAACAAAGUACUAUUGCACGUUUUGGUGAUACACGUUGGGGAUCGCAUUAUCGUACUUUGGUUAGUUUGAUAUUGAUGUUCUCACCUAUAAUUGAUGUCAUUGAAAUGAUUUCAAUUGAUGGAUCAACCCGUGAACAAAGAUGUGAUGCUGAUAAUUUAUUGGACUCAAUGCAGUCAUUUGAGUUUGUGUUUAAUUUACACCUCAUGAGAACUAUCUUAGGAAUUUCCAAUGAAUUGUCUAUGGCAUUACAAAGAAAAGAUCAGGAUAUUGUAAAUGCCAUGAGUUUAGUGACAGUAUGCAAACAAAGACUCCAAGAAAUGAGGGACAAUGAGUGGGAUUCCUUUUUGGAUGAAGUCGUUUCUUUUUGUCAAAAGCAUAAUAUUGAUGUUCCUGAUAUGGAUAGUGUGUUUGUAUGCCCAGGUCGCUCACGGCGUAAUACUGAAGAAAUGACAAAUUUUCAUCGCUUUCGUGUGGAUUUAUUUUAUUCUGUCAUUGAUAUGCAACUUCAAGAAUUGAAUGAUCGUUUUUCUGAGGUAAGUACAGAGUUACUUCUUUGUUUAGCAUGUUUAUGCCCCGAUGAUUCAUUCUCUGCUUUUGACAAGGAUAAAUUAAUUCGUCUUGCUAAGUAUUAUCCUAAAGAUUUUUCAAAGAUACAGCUCAUGACACUUGAUGAUCAGCUUCGAAACUACAUUGUUGAUAUGCGCUCUAACAAGGAGUUCAGAGAAUUGAAGGGACUUAGUGAACUUGCAUUGAAGUUGGUUGAGACCAAAAGAAAUAAAAUGUAUCCAUUAGUUUACAUGCUUGUGACUUUAGGAUUAACUCUUCCAGUUGCUACUGCUUCAGUUGAAAGAGUAUUUUCGGCUAUGAACAUUGUGAAGAAUCGACUGCGUAAUCAAAUUGGAGACCAGUGGAUGAAUGAUAGCUUAGUUGUGUAUGUGGAAAAAGAUGUAUUUAACGAAAUCGAUAACAAGACUAUUAUACGGCGUUUUCAAAGUAUGAGAAGCCGUAAGGAACAAUUGUAAAAAAGUACUACGUUUUGAUUAUCAUCGUUAUUUCUAACUUGAAAUUCUUUUUUACGUAAUUUUUUCUCGCCCCCAUUGGAUCAUAAUCCUGGGUCCGCCCCUGUCCAGUAUUCCUAAAAUUAAAAAGAAAAGUAAAAAAUCUUGGGUAGCAAAGGUUGGUGAAGCUGUCAUUUUCUUAGGAUACAUUUAUAAAUAAAUGGUUGGAUUCAAGCUUAGUCAACUAUGCUGACAGUUCUUCUAGAGUACAGAUGAAUUGUCUCAUACGUGUGUGUGACCUUUUCGUGUUUGAUCUUGUUAAAUUUGUUUUGAAUGCAUUUUAUGAUCAAAUUUUUGCUCUCUGUGGAAUGCACAGGAUGAGGAAGCAACUUAAGCCCCCGUUUGGCCCCCAUUAUUUGAUGUUAUAAUUUUUGGAAUAAUUUUUUUUAGAGAAUAUGUAGUUGAA